Gadus morhua (Atlantic cod) is the source of this 1510-nucleotide messenger RNA. RefSeq names its product cell division cycle 37-like 1 (gene cdc37l1). The record is from RefSeq and is a predicted model, not a curated record. The transcript is spliced from 9 exons. Lineage: Eukaryota; Metazoa; Chordata; Actinopteri; Gadiformes; Gadidae. Gene Ontology annotation, biological process: protein folding; protein stabilization. Bases 336 to 1466 code for a protein of 376 amino acids. Gene Ontology annotation, cellular component: cytoplasm. Gene Ontology annotation, molecular function: heat shock protein binding; protein-folding chaperone binding.
ACUUCCGUGUUUAUGUCUGGUUCGGGACGAGCGUCAGACCAGUCACUGUACGUCAUCAUCGGUACUUCUCGGCUGUCUCCGUCGACGGCCACGCAGCAGGGGAACGGUCGUCGACAAACAAACCUUGGUUGAGGUGGAGAGAUUGUUGAUUUCAGGUGUGGACUACGUCCAAUGUAGUGGUCCGUCAGAGAGCAGCCCAGGACGGUUGACUGCACAGUGUGUGGUAUCUGGGCUAAAUAUACCACUGUGACAGACUGCUGGUCUGGGGUGUUUAGCAACUAGCAGCUAGCUAGCUAGCCAGUGAUACAGGGGCGCUAGCUAGCUGGAACAGCGAGAUGGAGUGGACAGGUCACGCAGGGGGGAGAAUAACCCCAGAUCGGCAGCAUGGCACCACCGAAGCUGCUUCUACUCUUUGGAGCUCCGAUGUCCCGUCUCCUCUCCGACAGCCCGCAUCACCGGCUUCCGGCCCUUUCAGUGACAGCGCCCUGACCUCCCUGUGCCAGAGUCAACAGCGAUGCGUGAAGGCGUCCAUCGCGUCCGGCUGGAGCCUGGCCGAGGCCCAGCACCAGCUCUGCUCCCUGGGGCUGCACGGCUCCGAGUCCCUGGAGCAGGAGCAGGCGCGCACCACGGCCUGCCCCUCGGAGCUCACCCACACCGAGGAGGAGUGGCGACGGAAGGAGAGCGUGCUGGGAGGCGGAGCUCCCCGCGGCACCAGCCACAGCCCUGUGCUCGGAGCCGUCGCUAGCUGGGAUGUGUUUGAUAAGAGUAUAAUUAACACCCCACAGACGUCCUCAGAUUGUGAACAGGACAGAAGUAAAAACUUCACCCAGAAGUACGAAAAUGAACUCCGACAUUUUGGCAUGCUGCGGCGCUGGGAUGACAGCCAGAGGUACCUCUCCGAGCAGCCUUUGCUAAUCUGUGAGGAGACGGCCAACUACCUGAUCCUCUGGUGCUUCCGGCUGCAGCAGGAAGGGAAAGAAGCACUGAUGGAGCAGGUGGCCCAUCAGGCGGUUGUCAUGCAGUUCAUCCUAGAAAUGGCCUCCAAUUCCAAACAGGACCCGAGAGGCUGCUUCAGACACUUCUUCCAGAAAGCCAGGGCGGGACAGGAGGGCUACCUCAAUGUCUUCCAGACAGAGCUUGAGGCCUUCAAGGGCCGGGUGAAGGAGUACUCGGUCAAACCUUUGGGAGUGGACAUGCCCAAAGACGGCGGGCUCCAGGGUGUGGCCCCGCGCGGCCGGCUGGACCCCAGAGAGGUCCUGGAGUCUCUGCCUCCGGAGCUGAAGACGGGCUUCCAGUUGCAAGAUAUGCAGAUUUUACAGAAUGUUCUCAGCACGAUGAAUCCACAGGUGGCGGAGUACCACGUGAAGCGCUGCCUGGAGGCGGGCCUGUGGGGCGGCGCGGGCCGGUGGGACGGGAAGGAGGACUCGGGAGAGGCAGACGACGGCCGCAUGAUGGAGAUGUCCUAGCGGAGCUGAAGGUGUCCUAGCGAACGCUGAUGGCAGGGAAUAAU